Molecule: messenger RNA, 1348 nt
Organism: Ilex paraguariensis (yerba mate)
Lineage: Eukaryota; Viridiplantae; Streptophyta; Magnoliopsida; Aquifoliales; Aquifoliaceae
Source: the annotation of a GenBank genome assembly
CUCUAAGCCACAUAGAAUACAAUCAUCUCAACUAGAAAAAUCCUGGUGUAGCUUUCUUGUUUCUUUUUUUUUUUUUGCAAGUAAGCAUAGAGGUCGGACCUAAAGGCUAGAGCCGUAUCACGUGAUCAUCCUUCCAAACGAUAAGGCCCAAGUUCAAGGCCGAAAGUACUGCAACUUCCAUUUUGCUUUCCCUGAGCUCUCUUCUAUCUAUUGAAGAUCAUUUGCUGAUGUUGACUAAGGCAGUGAUUGUGCUUCUGUUUAGUCUUGUGGUAUGGGCUUAUCAAACAAUAAAGCCUCCACCGCCAAAGAUAUGUGGCCUCCCCAAUGGUCCUCCUGUUACUUCACCACGAAUCAAGCUUGGUGAUGGAAGGUAUUUGGCAUACCAAGAGAGAGGCGUUGUCAAAGAGAACGCUAAGUACAAGAUCAUUGUUGUUCAUGGGUUCGACAACUCGAAGGACAUGAAUUUAGCUGCGUCUCAAGAACUAAUUGAUGAGUUGGGAAUAUACUUCUUAUUAUUUGACAGAGCCGGGUAUGGAGAGAGCGAUCCAAAUCCAAAUCGCUCGGUGAAGAGUGAAGCAUUUGACAUACAAGAACUUGCAGACCAGCUAGAACUAGGGUCUAAAUUUUAUGUGCUUGGAGUUUCCAUGGGAAGUUAUCCCACUUGGGGUUGCCUCAAAUACAUACCUGACAGGCUAGCAGGUGCAGCUCUAAUAGUUCCGGUUGUAAAUUACUGGUGGCCUUCGUUUCCUUCCAAUCUAUCCAGGGAGGGUUAUGGGAAACUACCAUUGCCAGAUCAAUGGAGUAUUCGGGUUGCACACUAUGCGCCUUGGCUACUAUACUGGUGGAUGACACAGAAUUGGUUCUCCUCAUCAUCGAUAGUGAAGAGCCACCCAGAAAUUUUUAGUACCCGAGACAAAGACAUCCUGAAGAAGAUGGCUGCAAAUCUGAAUCGUAAUCAGACUAAGGUACGACAGCAAGGUAUUUUUGAAUCUCUCCAUCACGAUUAUAUGGUAGGUUUUGGAAAUUGGGAGUUUGAUCCGAUGAAUCUGAGCAAUCCAUUUCCUCAAGAGAGCAAAAUUGUUCACAUCUGGCAAGGUUAUGAGGAUCGUCUCGUGCCAUUUCAACUACAAAGGUUUGUUGCAGAGAAGCUGCCCUGGAUUUGGUACCAUGAAGUUGACAAUGGUGGACAUUUGAUACAUCAUGAUAGUGACUUAUUCGAAACCAUGUUAAGGAAGCUUUUGCUUUGAUGCCUUCUUUAGUCUCCUGUAAAUGUAGUACCUAGCUGCUUAUUGAAAUCAUAUACUGUCCAAUUUUAUUUUGUACACAACUCAAAAUUGAAGUUCUGGAG